Molecule: messenger RNA, 4643 nt
Organism: Lepisosteus oculatus (spotted gar)
Lineage: Eukaryota; Metazoa; Chordata; Actinopteri; Semionotiformes; Lepisosteidae
Gene: plpbp
Product: pyridoxal phosphate binding protein
Cellular component (GO): intracellular anatomical structure
Molecular function (GO): pyridoxal phosphate binding
Source: RefSeq, a predicted model, not a curated record
GCUGUCAGUCAAAGGCGUCCUGCAGGAUUACCGGAAGUGAGUCACAGAGACACAGAGCUCCGAUCGAGGGAUGUGGAGAGUGGGCAUGUCGGAGGAUAUCGGCAAAGCGUUACAGGCAGUCGUAGACCGGGUUCAGCAGGCAGCUGCCCGGCGCCCGCAGUCCCUGCCCAGCCUGCCUCCUCGGCUGGUGGCAGUCAGCAAGACCAAGCCCCCCGAGAUGGUGAUAGAGGCGUACCAGAAGGGCCAGCGCAACUUUGGGGAGAACUAUGUUCAGGAGCUGCUGGAGAAGGCGUCCAAUCCCCAGAUUCUGUCCUCCUGUCCUGAGAUAAAGUGGCAUUUCAUCGGGCACCUGCAGAAGAACAACGUCAAUAAAUUAAUGGGCGUUCCUAAUCUUUUCAUGGUGGAGACGGUAGACUCUGUGAAGCUGGCUGACCGAGUCAAUACUUCCUGGCAGAAAGUGAGGGCGUCGUCCACGCUGGGUCAGAGGUUAAAGGUCAUGGUCCAGAUCAACACCAGUGGAGAGGACAGUAAACAUGGCCUGCCCCCGGAAGAGACCGUCAACACCGUGCAGCACAUCGUUUCGCAGUGCCUGGCCCUCGAGUUCGUGGGGCUCAUGACAAUUGGACGGUAUGGCUAUGACCUCAGCGAGGGGCCCAACCCUGACUUUCAGAACCUGCUGGCUCGGAGGAGGGAGUUGUGUGAGAGCAUGAAGCUGCCCCUGGAGAAGGUGGAGCUCAGCAUGGGGAUGUCCAAUGACUUCGAGCACGCGAUUGAAGUGGGCUCUACCAACAUAAGGGUGGGCAGCACCAUUUUCGGAGAUCGGGGGUACCCCAGCACGCCCAGCCCCGAGAAGAGGUCAAAGGUCGUGACGCAGGAGGCGGCAGAGAAGCUGGACCGCCUGACGGUGAAGGAGCACUGACUCCCCCAAAAGCCGCGCGCGCGCGCCCACAGAUGCACACACGAACCCAGCCUGGCCCGUAGGCGGAAUGACGAGAGUGAUGGACAGACUUCCCGGAGUCGGGAAGCCAGCAUGGCAUAGCCUGUCUCUCCAGAAAAUCUGAGAGGACACACCCCCCCCACCCAAAGCCUCAUGGAAGGAGACACUUCAGACUGACUGGCCUCCCUGUCCCCCCCCUCACUCUCUUCUCUGCCUUGUUCUCCUUUCUCUCCCUCAUCCACCUCCUUUCUUAUCCAUUUCUCUCCACCCUCUUCUCGCUCCCUCUCCUCCUCCUCUUUCAGCUCCCCUGUGCCUCUGUGUGUUAGAAAGCCCCUUUCCCUUUUGUUCCUUUCCACCGUUCCUCUUCAGCGACACAGAGCUGCUUGUAUACUGAACACCCGCACCCCCCUGCCACCCUUCACCACAGUUUCUCAGAGUGACGGGAACACAUCGCCAUGACCUGCGUUUUAGUGUCGUUUUUAUUAUUUCCCUUUUUACUCCUGAGCACUUUAUUAACUAAGGUGGGUUAAGAGGUAAAAAGCAGCACAAGACUCUAAAAGGAUGUGAGAGAGCUGGUAUGAUUAGAGAUGGGUCUGUCAGAUCAGUGAGAGUUUCAGUAUGUGGUUUUCCGCCGAUGCGGGUUCAGCUGUGUUAUUUGGCACACUGCAUUGUUGCAAUCCUGGAUUCUUCACAUUUAGUCAGGAAAAAAUUUAGGACUUUGAUCAGUUUUAUCAAACAUUUAUGAGUCUUAAAAAAGCCCGGUGUUAAAGUGUUCUUUUUUUGUAAAUGUUUAAGUUAUUAACUUUUUUUAUUGGCAUGCAGUUUCAGAUGAAGGUCUCGGGCAGUUUCUGUGUACACAUCACUCUUCCAGCGAGAGUGGGAGUUCUCAGCUUCAUGAAAGUGCUUUUAACCAACAGCAAAUCAUGCUGUAAAUAUCAUGACCAUUGUUUCCAGCCAAAAUCGAAGCACAGAUUGUUAAAUAUAAAAAAUAUGAAUCUAUAAUAAAAUUAUUAGAAAUUAGCUAGAGUAAUUAUUGCAUUUAAUUAUUUUUAAUUCAUAGGCAUUGGCUUUGCUUCUCAUGAGUACCAAGGAGUUUUUUGCAUGCUGGGGUGGCUAGGCUGAAGUUACCACCGGCAAUCAGUAGGGGGAGCUCUCACCCUAAUUUCGUUCCAAAUAAAAGCCAACGUCUUUUUUUAAUCCUCUCUUUAAUUGCAAACAGAACAAAUUUGCAACUUCCCACACGAGUCUUGUCUCCUGCUAAUCAUUCACCUUUUACCUUUUUACUCCCUUUCAAACUCACUGUAAUUAGUCCCUGGAGUAAAAGCCUGACUUGGGAAGCUUUAAGCAUUUCCCUUCUGGCUUACUGUUUUAGAGUGUCAUUGACAUUCAGUGGCAAAAACUUCGAAAAGUGGACGUUGUCAUUAUGCAGGUCAGUUUUCUGGAGGCAGUCAUUUGUAAAUCAAAUUCUUCAUGAGUUAUUGUCUUAAAUCUUUUCCACAUUGAAAAGUUUGUAAAGUGGUAAACAAGUAUAGGCACCUAUAUUUAAAGAAUGAUCCCAGUGUUGCUCGUCAAGUUCUAAAGUAAAACUCGAUUAACCUUCUCUGCACACAGGCCAGCCUUAAUAAAAGGAACAGUCCAGACAAAGACUACGCACUGUAUAUAGAGCACCUGUGAGCUUGAUCUUUUCUGUCCUGCGUGGCCUGUUUUAGACAGUCAUGCAGAGGAUAAUCUGGAGUUAUUCCACAAUUUUUGUGUUCUGGAGGGGUUGCUUACUUGAUAAAUCCAUUCUCUGUAUGUAUCCUGAAUUAAGGGAAUGAUUAUCUUUGUGGCUGAGACAGUUGUAGACCAAUAUUUUAAAAGCAGAGCUCCAAACUUAAACCCGUAGCUUUAACUGAUGUGUUCUGCAUUCUAAAAUAGCAGGAAGUGAAGGCUAUGAACUUUAAUGAAUAGAAUAGCUGCCUUUAAAUUCUGUUACUUCAUAAUCGCGAAUUUGUGUGUUCAUACUCUAGGUAUAAUCCCUCCUUUUGAUUUUUUUUCAGUGUGUCAGCCAAUUUGUGCCAAUAGUGCUUCUGUUGGGUGUUGCCUAUUUGUCUUUCUAGAUGUUAAUAAUAUAAUCUCCCCUUUAAACCUUGUUUUAUAGAAGCCACCCAUUGAAACUAAAGCAAUUUAUCACUUGUAAUACAUCGAUCUUAUACAGUGCCCAAGGAAUGUCAGCCUUAUAGUCAGACUGAACAUACGCAUUAUUUUCAUUUUUGGCUAUAGUGUGUGUAAGGUUUGUGCUAUGCAGUUGUUUAUGAAUGCAUUGUGUACAAGUGUUUGUUUUAUUUGUGAAAAUUCUGCAUUGGAUCAGUCCAAUUCCCUGGACUGUGCCACCAGACUCUUCAUUCUGCUGUGCAUUCAUGCCUUCUGGUGUGUACUGCCAGUGCUCAUGUGAACACAUUUUUCAUGGUCUUAUUUGACUGUGCAAUCAAUUUGAUUUGUAGAUAUAAUUUUGUUUGGCCCAAAGUGCACAGUUUUCCCUCUGUAGUUGUUUGCCCAGGCCAGCUAACUCCACAUGCACCUGUAGAAAGCAGAAAGAAAAUCUUUGAAUUAGUUAUGUAGUUUGACACCUUGUUGGUCUGUUCAUCCACAUGCCACAGACCACCAAUUUAAAAACCUUCUGAAGAGUUGUAAGCGGUAUACAUCAGGUUGGUGUCGUGUGCUUGUGUGGCAAAAUUACAAGAAGCCAUUUUAUGCUAAAAGCAGGAGGACAAAGACAUUUGAAUGUACACUACUGCCAACGUAAUUUAAACGCUAUAUGCUUGGGGAUGCAAACUAGAAAGUGAAUACAGGGUAAGCUCUGAAAAUCAAACUACUGCUGAAUGCCUCAGUGUGACAGUGUAGCACUCUAUGGUCAGAGCAGUUGUCUGUAUGGGGAGGGAUUCCAAACAGAGCCUUCCAAAGUUGUUCUACAGCAUUCCGAAUGACAUUCCAAGAGGAAUUCCUGGAAUGCCUUUGGAACGUGCUGAGGAUGCCAGAGUCUGGGGGCUGGAGCUGGAGAGGUUUUGGGUGACAGCAAGCCAAUACACUGUUGCCAACUGAUGUUCUUUAUUGGAGUGUUUAUUUUUAAUGCAGAUUUCAAAGUUUACUUUAGUAUAAGAGUUUGUAGACUGUGCCAUUCUGUAAACUGUAGUCCAGUUAUACCUGAAUAGUUUGUACCCUUUUGGUCUCCUCUGCAUUGUGUGUGUGAGAAUGCAUCACAGGCUGAUGGGUUUUAAAAUCAGCUCGUUUUGCCGAGAUUGAUGGUUUUGCUGAUUCUUUGCAUUCUCAGCUUGCUUAUCUCAUUGUUUAGAUGAGCCAGCUAACUUACCAGUAUAGAUACCAGUAUCUCUUCUGCUACAAACAGAAUAUCUGACAAAAACAAAACGUCAAGCCAUGCCUGUAAUGAUUACAUGCCUGUAAUCCUGUAAUGAUGUGAUAAUACUGAUCAUCAGAGCUGAUCCGCAUCGGAAGUGCCAAUCCAUUCACCAGCAAGGCCUGAUCUUGUCAGGGGAGGACUGUGACGCGGAGAGGCUGUGGGCUCGAGCAGGGGGCCAAUUACUGUACAUGCGUGACAGUCCGGGAGAAAGCCUUGCUUUGAAACCAUACUGGAUCUUUUUCAUCAGCAGGAUUAGUGGUACAAUGUGAGGAAUGCUAAAAUAUAAUAAAUGACUAUUUUUUAACUGUA